Erigeron canadensis is the source of this 1800-nucleotide messenger RNA. Its product is annotated as zinc finger BED domain-containing protein RICESLEEPER 2-like. The record is from RefSeq and is a predicted model, not a curated record. Gene Ontology annotation, molecular function: DNA binding. The transcript has 3 exons. Lineage: Eukaryota; Viridiplantae; Streptophyta; Magnoliopsida; Asterales; Asteraceae. The coding region runs from base 1 to 1800 and encodes 599 amino acids.
AUGUCUCAAGGAAAUCAAGUGGAGGUGGAUAACGCUGUCAACAUGGACAACAACAACACGGGGAAGCAAAAGAAACUGAGAGCAAGCCGCAAACGGUCAUUUGUUUGGGAUCAUUAUGAAUCGUUUGUUAACACAAAAGGCGAGCAUAAAAGUAUGUGUCGCUACUGCGACAAAGAGUACUUUUCUGAUACUAAAGUUCAUGGGACUAGUACCUUGCGGAAUCAUUUGAAAUAUUGUCAAAAGUAUCCAGACAAUAAGCCUAGUGGUCAGACGAAUUUGACCAUUCAAACUGGAGAUGGAGAUGAGAGAAAAAUGGUUGGCUUGAGGUUUGAGCAACAAUAUGCUAGGAAAGCGUUGGCACACAUGAUGGUCGUGGAUGAGCUUCCAUUUAAGUUUGUUGAGGGGAAAGGUUUUCGACAUUUUCUGAAUGUUUGUCAACCAGCCUUUCAUAUUAUGUCCAGAACCACCAUGGCAAGAGAUUGUUACCAGCUCUAUGUUGAGAAGAAGAAGAAAGUUGCUGCCUUACUUAAGGGUAACAUUGGUAGGAUCUGUUUAACGACGGAUACAUGGACAUCUAUCCAACGAAUUAACUACAUGUGUCUUACGGCUCAUUAUGUUGACAAUGAUUGGAUAUUACGGAAAAAGGUCUUGAAUUUCUGUCCCAUAUCUAGCCAUCGAGGUAUUGACAUUGGUAAAGCUGUUGAGAUGUGUUUGAUCAAAUGGGGGAUAAAGUCCAAUGUGUUUACAAUUACUGUAGAUAAUGCGACAACAAAUGAUGUAGCUGUUAAUUAUCUACAAAGUAAGUUUGCAAAUUGGGACAAAUGUGUUUUGGAAGGAAAAUGGUUACACGUGCGGUGCAUUGCUCAUAUCAUGAAUUUAAUUGUGCAAGAUGGCUUAAGUCAUAUAGGGGGAUCAGUUGAUUCUAUCAGGGCUGCUGUUAAGUAUAUCCGUCAAUCUCCUCAAAGGUUGAAGAAGUUUAGAGAAUAUGCUCAACUUGAAAAGUGUACAAGCACCAAGAGUCUGAUUCUAGAUGUCCCUACUCGUUGGAAUUCUACAUACAUGAUGUUGGAAACGGCACAAAGUUAUGAGAAGGCAUUUGCUAGAUAUGAUAGCGAGGAGCGACAUUAUAGAGAUGAUCUUGAAAAAACUGGAGUGCCUACAGCAGCUGAUUGGGCAAAUGUGAGGAGAUUGGCUAAGUUUUUGGAGCACUUUUAUGAGUUGACUUUGAAAGUAUCUGACACCAAUUAUGUGACAACAAACACAUUUUUGGAUGACAUCACUUCUAUUUAUGCACUUCUGAAAAAUGUUGUUAGUGGCGGUGUUCGUGAUUCAAGUCUUUUGGAUAUGGCAAAGCUGAUGAAAAGUAAGUACGACAAGUAUUAUGGAAGUCUUGAAAAGUGUAAUAUGCUUACACUUGUUGCCUCAAUGCUUGAUCCAACCCGUAAGGAUGACUAUGUUGAAGUCUUACUUGUUGAUGUGUAUGGAGAGAUUGAAGGGUCCUCUAUGUGUAACAUGAUAAAAGAAUUUCUUUAUCAGUUGUAUGAUGAUUAUGUAAGAAUUCAUUCAACGUCGGAUCCAUCUAUGGAGGCUUCUCAUCCUUCCUCACUGUUUAAUCAACGUUCCACGUCUACUGUAAUGGAGCCAUUGAUCAUGCUAAAACAAAAGGUGAGAAUGGAGAUGAAAAGAAGGAAGUCUGAAAGUGGAGCGAGACAUUCAAAAUCUGAGCUAGAUAGGUAUUUAAAGGAGGAAACUGAAGAUGAAGGUGACAGUAUCGACCGUGGCUUCAGAAUCUGUCUUUAG